Molecule: messenger RNA, 8481 nt
Organism: Balaenoptera musculus (blue whale)
Lineage: Eukaryota; Metazoa; Chordata; Mammalia; Artiodactyla; Balaenopteridae
Gene: WNK2
Product: WNK lysine deficient protein kinase 2
Exons: 29
Coding region: 247-6957 (2236 amino acids)
Biological process (GO): positive regulation of potassium ion import across plasma membrane; negative regulation of sodium ion transport; protein phosphorylation
Cellular component (GO): cytosol; cytoplasm
Molecular function (GO): protein serine/threonine kinase activity; potassium channel inhibitor activity; ATP binding
Source: RefSeq, a predicted model, not a curated record
CGGGAGCGCAGCCGCGCGGAGCUGAAGCAGCAGUCGGGAGCGCUGCCCCGCCGCGGGCCGGCUGGAGGAAGUAGCGCCGCGACCCGGCGCCAAGGGUGACCCGGGUCUGGAGCGCAGACCCCGGCCCUGAGAGCGACCCCGGACCGAGCGCAGACCCCAGCCCCGAGCGCAGAUCCCGGCCCUGAGCGCGGCCUCGCCCGCCCGGGCCGCCGGGCCGCGGGCAUGGACGGCGCCCGUUCGCCCUAGAUGGACGACGAUGGCGGCCGCCGAGACGCCCCCGGCGCACUGAUGGAGGCCGGGCGCGGUGCGGGGCCCGCGGGCAUGGCGGAGCCGGCGGCGGUGCCGCGGGCGCGGGCGGCGCGGCCCGGGCCCCAGCGCUUCCUGCGACGCAGCGUGGUGGAUUCUGACCAGGAGGAGCCGCCGGGCCUGGAGGGGGCCGAGUCGCCGGGCGCGCAGCCCCCGCAGCCGCUGCAGCGAAGGGUGCUGCUACUCUGCAAGACGCGCCGCCUCAUCGCCGAGCGCGCCCGCGGUCGCCCGGCCGUCCCCGCGCCUGCCGCGCCUGCCGCGCCGCUGGGCGACCUUGCCGACCCCGGUCUUGAGCCCGCGGGCGCUCAGGAGCCUGGCCCGGACCCCGCGCCCUCGCCCGCGCCUGCCCCCGAGGGCGGCCCCCGCGAGGAGGAGGCGGCGGCGGCCGCGAGGAAGGAGGACGUGGGGGCUCUCGAGGCGAGGCCAGAGUUCGGGCGCGCACGCCGGGAGGAGCCCGAGGAGGAGGACGACGACGAGGACGACCUCAAGGCUGUGGCCACCUCCCUGGACGGCCGCUUCCUCAAGUUCGACAUUGAGCUUGGCCGCGGUUCCUUCAAGACGGUCUACAAGGGUCUGGACACGGAGACCUGGGUGGAGGUAGCCUGGUGUGAGCUGCAGGACCGGAAGCUCACCAAACUGGAGAGGCAGCGGUUCAAGGAGGAGGCCGAGAUGCUGAAGGGCCUGCAGCACCCCAACAUUGUGCGCUUCUAUGACUUCUGGGAGUCCAGUGCCAGGGGGAAGCGGUGCAUCGUGCUGGUGACUGAACUGAUGACCUCGGGGACGCUGAAGACGUACCUGAAGCGGUUCAAGGUGAUGAAGCCCAAGGUCCUGCGCAGCUGGUGCCGGCAGAUCCUGAAGGGCCUGCUGUUCCUGCACACCAGGACGCCCCCCAUCAUCCAUCGGGACCUCAAGUGCGACAACAUCUUUAUCACCGGACCCACAGGGUCUGUGAAGAUUGGCGACUUGGGCCUGGCCACCCUCAAGAGAGCAUCCUUUGCCAAGAGUGUGAUAGGUACCCCUGAGUUCAUGGCACCAGAGAUGUAUGAGGAGCAUUACGAUGAGUCCGUGGAUGUUUAUGCCUUCGGGAUGUGUAUGCUGGAGAUGGCCACCUCGGAGUACCCCUACUCGGAGUGCCAGAACGCCGCCCAGAUCUACAGGAAGGUCACCUGUGGCAUCAAGCCGGCCAGCUUUGAGAAAGUGCAUGAUCCUGAAAUCAAGGAGAUUAUUGGGGAGUGUAUCUGCAAAAAAAAGGAGGAAAGGUACGAGAUCAAGGACCUGCUCAGCCACGCCUUCUUCGCGGAGGACACAGGUGUGAGGGUGGAGCUGGCUGAGGAGGACCAUGGCAGGAAGUCCACCAUCGCCCUGCGGCUCUGGGUUGAGGACCCCAAGAAACUGAAGGGCAAGCCCAAGGACAAUGGGGCCAUAGAAUUCACCUUUGACCUGGAGAGGGAGACGCCGGAUGACGUGGCGCAGGAAAUGAUCGAGUCAGGAUUUUUCCAUGAGAGCGAUGUGAAGAUUGUGGCCAAGUCCAUCCGUGACCGCGUGGCAUUGAUCCAGUGGCGGCGGAAGAGGAUCUGGCCAGCGCUGCAGCCCCAGGAGCAGCGGGACCCCGGCAGCCCUGACAAGGCCAGGGGCCCACCCACACCCCUGCAGGUCCAGGUGACCUACCACUCUCAGGCUGGGCCGCCAGAGCUGGAGGAGCCCGAGGCCGACCAGCACCUCCUCACCCCUGCGCUGCCGGCCAGCGCCACCUCCCUGGCCUCGGACAGCACGUUUGACAGUGGCCAGGGCUCCACGGUGUAUUCGGACUCGCAGAGCGGCCAGCAGAGCGUUGUGCUGGGCUCGCUGGCAGAUGGAGUGCAGCCCCCCGCCCAGUGUGUGUGCAGCCCCCCCGUGAGCGUGAGUGACGGGCCUGUCCUGCCACAUAGCCUGCCCUCACUGGGGGCCUACCAGCAGCCUGCCGUGCCUGGCCUGUCGGUGGCCUCCAUCCCGCCCCCCGCCCGCCCUCUGCUCCCACAGCAGCCUUUCCCAGAGCCGGCCAUGAGCUUCGCCCCUGGGCUGCCGCCGCCCAGUGCCCCUGUGCCGACGGGCCCAGGCCAGCCCACACCCCCCGCCCACCAGCCUCCUCACCUGACCCAGCCGGUACCCCUGCCACAGGUCCUGGCCCCACAGCCUGUGGGCCCUCUCCAGCCGGUGCCCCCCAACCUGCCUCCACACCUGGCUCCAGCCUCCCAGGUGGUGGCGGCCCCUGCUCAGCUGAAGCCCCUCCAGAUGCCUCCGGUGCCCCUGCAGCCACUUGCUCAAGUCCCUCCGCAGAUGCCUCCACUUCCUGUUGUCCCCCCCAUCACUCCACUGGCCACAGUCGACAGCCUCCCUGCAGCCCUUCCUGACCUGCCAGCCACCAGUGGGCCCGCCGUGCCUCCCCCCUCUCAGUAUUUCUCUCCGGGUGUCAUCUUGCCAAGCCUCCCACUCAGUGCCACCACUGCUCCCCUGCCCACGUCACCGGCCCUGCCUCUGCAGACAGUCAAGCUGCCCCACCCUCCUGGGGCACCACUGGCCGUGCCAUGCCGGACCAUCGUGCCAAACGUGGCGGCCACUGCUACUGGCGUCCCUCUGCUGGCUGUGGCUCCGCAGGGCGUGGCUGCCCUGUCCAUUCACCCCACCGUGGCCCAGCUCCCUGCCCAGCCCGUGUACCCGGCGGCCUUUCCGCAGAUGGUGCCCAGCGACGUCCCGCCUUCUCCCCUCCAUGCAGCGCAGACUGUGCGGGCUGCCCUCCCCCACCCGGCACCCCCCGUGCUGCCACAACCCCACAAGCCGAGUGUUGCCCGCCUUGCCGAGCAGGCAGCUCCGGCCGCCAGUGCUGGGAGUCAGAUCCUGCUUGGCCACCCGCCUCCAUAUGCCGUGGACGUCACCACCCAGGUCCCCACAGUGCCCACGCCUGCUGCCGUUCUCUCCCCACCUCUGCCAGAAGUGCUGCCGCCUACUGCCCCCGAGCUCCUGCCUCAGCUCCCCGGCUCCCUGGCCCCCACAUUGAUGGCGGCUGCUCAGAGCUUGCCUGUCCAGACCACUGCGCUCCUGCCACCUGCUAACCUGCCACUGCCCAGCGGGCCUGGGAUCACUGGUCCCUGCCCAGCCGUUCAGCUGACUGUGGAGCUGGCCCCGGAGGAGCAGGCCUCGCAGGACAAGCAGCCAAGCCUCCCUCAGAGCUGUGAGAGCUAUGGAGGUUCCGACGUCACUUCUGGAAGAGAGAUGAGUGACAGCUGUGAAGGUGCAUUUGGUGGGGGGAAGCUGGAAGGCAAGGCCACUCGGAAACAUCACCGCAGGUCCACGCGUGCACGCUCCCGCCAGGAGAGGGCCAGCCGGCCCCGGCUGACCAUCCUGAAUGUGUGCAACACGGGUGACAAGAUGGUGGAGUGCCAGCUGGAGACACACAACCACAAGAUGGUGACGUUCAAGUUUGACCUGGAUGGGGAUGCACCUGACGAGAUUGCUACCUACAUGGUAGAGCACGACUUCAUCCUGCAGGCUGAGCGGGAGACAUUCAUUGAGCAGAUGAAGGACGUCAUGGACAAGGCAGAGGACAUGCUCAGUGAGGACACGGAUGUGGACCGUGGCUCUGACCCUGGGGUGAGCCCGCCGCACCUCAGCACCUGUGGCCUGGGCUCUGGGGAGGAGAGUCGCCAACCCCAAGCGAAUGCCCCGGUGUAUCAGCAAAAUGUCCUUCACACUGGGAAGAGGUGGUUUAUCAUCUGUCCAGUGGCUGAGCAUCCAGCAGCAGAGGCCCCCGAAUCUUCACCCCCACUUCCUCUGAGCUCCCUGCAGCCAGACACCAGCCAAGAUCCAGUGUUCUGUAAAGGCCAGCUGUCUUUGAAGGAAAAACCCAGCUUCUCGGCUAGUCUGCAGCUUUUGAGCCAAGCAGGCCUCAGGGACCCUCCUGGUGGUGCACCAUCCCCUUUGGUGCCAUCAUCCCCUCCCGUGACUGCUGUGCCCCAAGACGUGGCCCCACCAGCUGCCAGUCCUAAGCCAGAGCCAGCAACAGGGGCUGCCAUGCAGGCAGGGGUCCCAGGGACCCCUCAGGGGCUGGCCAGUGAGCAUAAGACCCCCUGGCUACUAGUGGAGACUCAUGAUGCCCAGCUUGCUGCACAGGCCCCUGGCACAGGCCAAGGGCCUUGUGCCCCAUCUCUGGAGGCCCCAGCCCACUCCAUGGGUCUGGGGGAUCCUGGCUCAGCCAGAGAGCCCAGCACCAGGGGGGAGCCCCUGUUGGCUUUGGCUCCUGUGUCUGGUGCCCCUGGCGGGGCCCCUCAGCCCACCCUGGGCCAGCCCCUUCCUCCACUCCCCUCUGUGGUGGGCGCCAUCAGCCUGGCCACUCCCCAACUUCCCAGCCCCCCACUGGCACCUGCCGCCCCCCCUCAGCCGCCCUCAGCCUUGGAGUCAGAUGGGGAAGGGCCACCCCCAAGGGUGGGCUUCGUGGACAGCACCAUCAAGAGCCUGGAUGAGAAGCUGCGGACUCUGCUCUACCAGGAGCAUGUGCCCACCUCCUCAGCCUUGGCCGGGACCCCUGUGGAGGCAGGUGACCGAGACUUCAUCCCGGAGCCCCCAAGAGGGGACGAACCCCGCACAGAGGCCGCUGGGGGUGACCUGGCCCUGCUGCCCCAGCCUGCGUUGGAAAAGUCAGAAACGGCCCUUGGAUUAGAUGUCACGUUGGAGCAGGCCACGUCCUUGCCAGUGACAGCAGAAUCGUCUUUGAGCAGCAUGCUGGGCUGUGAGGGAGGACAGGUGGCCUCAGAUUCGCCUGUAGUACCCAGUGUCCCCCAGGAUGCCCCUGCUUCUGCCAUCCCUGCACAUCUGGAGCCCACAGAUUGGACCAGCAGGGUCCCUGGGGAAACCUUGGCCGAGUCCACGCAGAGCUGCCCGGGGACAUUGACUCAGCGUGGCCAGGACAGCCAUCCCCAGACACACAGCACUCUGGUCUCGGGAUCCCCUCAGAAGUGGCCAGGGCAGCAGGAUGGCAGCUCGCCAGCCAAAACUGUGGGCCGGUUCUCAGUGGUCAGCACCCAGGAUGAGUGGACUCUGGCCUCCCCCAGUAGCCUGCGGUACUCAGCCCCACCUGACGUGUACCUGGACGAGGCCCCCCGCAGCCCAGACAUGAAGCUGGCUGUGCGGCGGGCACAGACGGCCUCCUCCAUUGAGGUCGGCAUGGGCGAGCCCAUGUCCAGUGACUCUGGGGACGAGUGCCCUCGAAGGAGGCCCCCCAUGCAGAAGCACACCUCCCUGCCUGGCAGCGGUGGUGGUGUGGCCAGUGACUUUGUGAAGAAGGCCACUGCCUUCCUGCACAGGUCCUCUCGGGCUGGCUCCCCAGGCCUGGAGACACCCAGCAGGAUGGGCGUGAAGGUCCCCACCAUCAGCGUGACCUCCUUCCACUCCCAGUCAUCCUACAUCAGCAGUGACAAUGACUCAGAGAUCGAGGAUGCUGAUAUCAGAAAGGAGUUGCAGAGUCUUCGAGAGAAGCAUCUGAAGGAGAUCUCGGAGCUACAGAGUCAGCAGAAGCAGGAGAUCGAGGCCCUGUACCGCCGCCUAGGCAAGGCGCUGCCCCCCAACCUGGGUCUCUUCCACACGGCACCUCCAGUCGGCCGCCGGAGAAAGACCAGCAAGAGCAAGCUGAAGGCGGGGAAGUUGCUAAACCCCCUGGUGCAGCAGCUCAAGGUCGUGGCCUCCAGCACAGGUCACUUGUCAGACUGCAGCAGAGCCCCUCCUGCUAAGGACCCUGCCCAAGCUGGGGCAGGGCCCACAGCAGCUUCAGACCCAUGUGGGAAGGCAGUUCAGACCCAGCAGCCUUGCUCCGUGCGGGCCUCCCUGACUGCAGACAUCUGCUCCGGCUUGGCCAGUGAUGGAGGCGGAGCGCAUGGCCCAGGCUGGACGGUUUACCACCCAACGUCUGAGAGAGUGACCUAUAAGUCUAGUAGCAAACCUCGCGCUCGAUUCCUCAGUGGACCCGUGUCUGUGUCCAUCUGGUCUGCCUUGAAGCGUCUCUGUCUAGGCAAAGAGCACAGCAGUCGGUCCUCCACCAGCAGCCUGGUCCCGGGCCCUGAGCCGGGCCCCCAACCUGCCCUGCACAUCCAGGCGCAGGCGAACAACAGCAACAACAAGAAAGGCACCUUCACGGACGACCUGCACAAGUUGGUGGACGAGUGGACAAGCAAGACGGUUGGGCCCACACAGCUGAAGCCGUCACUCAACCAGUUGAAGCAGACGCAGAAGUUGCAUGACAUGGAGGCCAUGGCAGGCUGGCCCCCGGCCUCUGGCGAGGCACGGGCUAUGAACACGUCUCGAACAGCAGUGGGGAUGCCAUGUCUGGCCCCGGCACCCAGCCCUCUACCCACCGCGGUCAUUCCUGGAGCUGCCUCAGCCCAGCCUGUGCCCAUGCCAGGUACUGCUCUCUCCUGCCUUCCAGCCCCGCCCUAUGCACUGCCUCUGGGCCAGUAUGGAAGCCUGAUCCCAGCUCCAGUGUCCUGGGGGCCCUGGGCAGCCCAAGCAGGCAGCUGGAGCCUUGAUGAGGGGCCAGGCUUGGGUGCAACAGGCACGCCAGCACUCCCCAUGUUCUUGUGGCCACCUAUGGUCAGCAUGCCCGGCCCCAGGCUGCGGAUCACAUAGCUCCUCUGUCUCACCACUUGCCAAGUGGAACGUACUGAACUGAAUAGCCCAGAGGAGUCAGGUUGUGGUUUGGCCUCCAAGUCCUGCCCCGCCUGCCCAUGGGUGCCCAGCCAGGGCAGCAGUCCUUGCUUUCUUUAUUGCUGCAGACCUUGUUCCCUCUUAGUUUCCCAUGGUCUACACUUGCUGUCUUUGCACUCACUUCCUGUACUUGAGUUGAUGGUUAGAACAUUGUAAUCACCCUGCAGAAGUACAGUGCCUUGAAUUCCAGCUUUUCCAUUCCCUGAUGGAAAGAGAUGUUUUAAAAAAUCAUGUAUCAGAAAAGAUGUAUUUCAUUUACAGUUGGCUUGUGUAUUGAUAUCUCUAUUUCCCGUGUUAAGUUGCAGACAUGAAUGGUUUGAAAGUCUGAAGCUAAAGUCUGAUCUUGACUUUUCUGUUGUAUGUGCUUUAAAAAAAAUUGAACUAGUGAAUUGAAUUGAAGAGUUGCAAAUGCUAGAAGAGUUCUGCUUUGUACUCAUAAAACGAGGUCUCUCCAGCUCUAUGGUCAUAGAUAGCAAACAGAUGGACACACUCCUUCAACUGCAGUGCCAUGGGCACUGCCAGCAAACUGCCCAGGGAUGCAUGGUUAUUGGGGCAGUGCAUUGCUACUGGUAGUUGGUCUCUUAGUCAGGAACGUUAGCAUCUGUGUUUGGCUCUGUGGAACCUGCUGUAAAGCGCUAGGUAAGCAGACACGCCCUCAUGACCCAAAGCCCGCAGGGCUGCUGUGAGUGUGGGGGGAGGUACAGGUGUGUGUCUGGUGCAGGAGCACAGGCAGGCCGCCUGCUCUGCAGAGACAGUGGACCCCUUCUGCUCUGGGGCCUGCCAACCCUCCUACUGACCUACCUUCCUUUUCUGUCAUUUGCACUGAGGCCUGUGGCCACUUGGGCCUAGCUUUGCCAUGUGUUCACAGGCUGCUCCACCCACCUCUGGCCUCCAGACUGUUCUCCAUGCACUGAGGUUGCCCUGCUGGGGGUGGGAGUGUUCCUCUCCUGGAAAUUUCAGUGGGACUCAUCCCAGACAGGCACCAGACAGCCCAGGGUGGGAACUGAAGGCCCUGCUCCUCACUGACCAAGAUGUUUCCCAUUUCCCACUGGGAGGCAGCUGGUUGGGCUGCCCAGCUGUGAAUUGUAUAGUUCUGCUGUACUUUGGGACUUUACUAGGACUGGCUGAAUUAUUUUGGUUUAAAUAUGUUAUUCCAUCCAUUCAGUUAGAAUUGAAUUUUCUAGGUGAUUAUACAGACUCUUCUGCCAGGCCAUGAUACUGUAGUAAGAGAUUUCUGUUCUCUGUAAUGUGCCCCUUGGUCCUUGGGUUGAGAAUCAUGUGCGCCUGGUUCCUGAGGGUGGUGGAAGCCGCCCUCUUCCCGCUCCCCUUGCUGUACCAGACAUGUGGUUUGGAGUCCUGGCCUUGUAUGUGAACGGUCAGUGGCACAGACUCCCCAGGAGAUUGUAUAUUUGAAGGAGAAAAAUAAACAUUUUUGCUUGAAAACAG